UCUCCUACGACUAGAGAGAUACUAUUAAAUAUGUCUACUAUAACCUCGUAUAAGGAGCCUAGGUAUAAGUCAUUGGAGUCGACGGCAACGUGUGCGGUCACCAUAGUUUGCUUCGCGUUGGUUGUGAUCUCCAUCCGCAUCGAACACCUCAUUCAUCACGCUGAACUGUGGUUAAAGAAAAUGAGAAGUUUACCGAUAUGUGAAGCUCUAGAGAAGAUCAAAGCAGAGCUUAUGUUGCUUGGGUUCAUAUCGUUACUACUGGCAAUGACACAAGACAAACUUUCUUAUAUUUGUGUCCCAAAAAGUGUUGCAAAUUCUUGGCAUCCUUGCAGGAAGACACACGACAGAAAAUUUAACUAUGAUCCAUGUCGCGCUAAGGGCAAGGAACAACUUGUUUCAAAAGAUGGGGUCCUGGAACUCCGUAUCCUCGUUUUUGUACUCGCACUUGUUCGUGUAGUCUACUGUGUCGUCACUUACGCCUUCGGAAAACUAAAGAUGAGGCAAGUUUUGGACUUUAAGAGCAAUGAAACCAUCCCGCAGUUCCUUCAAGGUCUGAUCGUAAGUGUGAUCAGCUUGAUCACGCCUCCGAUUGGACUCGUCGAGCCUCGAGAACAAAUCGCCCAUGGCCUUGCGAAUUGUCUCCUCCAUCCGCAGCAGAUCUGCCGAUUGAGAUUGGAGCGACAUCUUCAAAGUCAGAUAGCGAGUGCCAUCAGAUUCCUGCAUCAUGGUUCGGUGUUGUCCUGUUACUCCUCACCAACACCAAUGGGCUUUUGGAUGCCAUUCAUCUCUCUAAUUAUAAUACUGUUAGUAGGAGCGAAAUUGCAAGUGAUCAUCACAAAAAUGGGAACAAGGAUUCUUGAGAAAGGACAUGUGGUGCAAGGCAACCUUUUAGUUCGUCCCACCAAAGAUCUUUUCUGGUUCCGUCGCCCUCAACUUCUCCUUUUCCUCAUCCACUUUGUUCUUUUUGAGAAUGCAUUUCAGAUUGCUCUACUGGCUUGGAGUUGGUAUAAAUUGGGAUAUCCAUCUUGCUUCCAUGAGAAUCUUGAGGAUUUGAUCAUACCUAGUGUGAUGGGUGUUGUGAUACAAGUUUUGUGCAGCUAUGUCACACUUCCUCAUAAUUCGAAAAAUCAUCAAAGCUAGGGAAAUAAUAUUGAGAAGGGUUAACAUUUUGGGAAGGGUUGAAGUUUUGGGAAGGGUUAAAGUUUUGGGAAUCGGAGAAUAUAUUAUUCUCAUCAUCCUCCAUAGCUAGCAACAAGGGAAACUAAAAAAUAUGAAAUUCUAUUAAACAAUAAGGAUUAUAGGAGGAGAAAAGAUGAUUUUUUUGUGUGCAAAACUAUAGCAAAUGUGGUCUCUAUUUAUAGAGGAAGAAAAAAUACGAAUUUUGGUAUAAUUUUUAUAAUUUUUUAAUAUAAUAUAUUAAAGAUAUAUUAAUUAUUAAAAAUAAUAAUAUCAGCCAAUGAAAUUGUGUCAUUUGACACAAUCUCAUUGGCUGAGUGGUGAAAGGGGAGGAGAGACCGACGGGUCUGUUUGAAGAGAGAGGGGGACUUGGGUCAGAGAGAGACCCAUGUAUUGCAUUUAUUUUUUUAAUUAAUUUUCUGACAUGGCGGUCGACCUCAAAUGCCGAUAAACAUGGUCUUAGUAUCUCAGAUGGGAUCAAAUAUGAAGCCAAUCAUUUUCAGUGAUGACGUGGCAUCGGGCUGUGCAACUGGCAGGAGGCCGCCAAGAACCAAGCAAAGGAAGGGCAGCCGCCAGUCAACAGAGAGUCGAACGGGGAGACGCAUGGUGGCGGGGAGAGGCAAGCGGCCUCUCCCUACCGCCAUGAGAAAAAAAAAGAGACUUCAGUUAUUGAGAUGGAAAGGGA
Molecule: messenger RNA, 1861 nt
Organism: Salvia splendens (bonfire salvia)
Lineage: Eukaryota; Viridiplantae; Streptophyta; Magnoliopsida; Lamiales; Lamiaceae
Product: MLO-like protein 12
Exons: 12
Coding region: 31-1140 (369 amino acids)
Biological process (GO): defense response
Cellular component (GO): membrane
Source: RefSeq, a predicted model, not a curated record